Biomphalaria glabrata is the source of this 2604-nucleotide messenger RNA. Its product is annotated as ribosome biogenesis protein SLX9 homolog. Gene Ontology annotation, biological process: maturation of SSU-rRNA from tricistronic rRNA transcript (SSU-rRNA, 5.8S rRNA, LSU-rRNA). Bases 98 to 799 code for a protein of 233 amino acids. The transcript is spliced from 6 exons. Lineage: Eukaryota; Metazoa; Mollusca; Gastropoda; Planorbidae. Gene Ontology annotation, cellular component: preribosome, small subunit precursor; 90S preribosome; nucleolus. The record is from RefSeq and is a predicted model, not a curated record.
UAGAUAUAGAUCUAGAUUUAUAUAUCUCUAGAAAUAACUAAUUUUCUUUAAUAAAUUACUUUGCAGUAUUUGGACUGAAAAAAAAUACCUUUCAACAAUGGGAAAGGUCAAGCGCCUGCGGCAGAAAUUUCAUGCUGCCUCUUCGAAAGCCAAAGACAAAAAAAAAUCUGACAGCCAGACAGUUGAAGAUCAAGAAAUAAUAGUAGAAUCGCCUACAAAACCAGCACCAUCUGUGAUAUCUAACAAGGACAAUUUGUUCAAAAAUGUUAAUAUUCCUGCAUUGUCAUUGCUGGCACAGAAGUUGCCAGAUUUUGAUGCUCGCAGCUCUAUCACCAGUAAAACAUUCAGAGGUCAAAAUUUAAAGAAGAAAGAUAAAAUGAAAAUUCGACAAGAAGUCUGGUUAUCCAAAAUGGAUACGUUACAAACUGCAAAGAAGAAAGCAAAGGAACGCAAAAAGAAGCAACAGACUCCUAUAGUUGGGGAUUUAAGUUCCAUGCAAGAUGCUCUACCGACACUGGAACUCCUUCUCAAGAAAACUACAGGAGAAGCUAGCGACAGGCUGGAAUUCAAAAAGCCAAAGCCUGUCCAAAAAGAAAAAGCGAGACAGAAACAGAUGUUAGAUGACAUAGCACUGUUCCAUAAAAUAGUCCAACACCCUCUGUUCAAAGAAGACGCUGUUAAUACUAUAACAGAACACUUGAAACAUAAGAUCAAAAGUGAGCAAAAUGAAGAAGAAAACCUUAACCAGGAAGUUGAUGGGAAAAGUUCAGAACCCAAGUCCAAGAAAAGGAAGAAAUGAAACAAGACAUUUGAUGGGAUUGAAUGAAAUUAGAGUGAUAUGUCUCUAUUGCUAUGUAAAUGAGUGAAUGAAAUUAAUGUGUGAUUUGUCUGAUGCUGUGAAUAGUUUAUGGCAUUACUUGUUCAGCAUGUUGUGGACAUAAUAAAUAUAUUUUUGUUUGCAAAAAUUGUUUUGAGUUUUUAUAAAGUUAUAAACCUGCAACAUAAUAAGAGAGAUGAAAUAAUGAAACACAAAGAGACAUCUAGUAUUUGAAUAACAGCACAACUCAAGUAUAGUUUCAAUAGAUUUAUCUCAGUUUUAAGCAUCCUUUAAAAAAAAAAGAUUUUCUGGAGGAAUGCAUUGUAUAAAGUACCAACAAAGUUGGUUUAUAAGAUCAAUGAAAUGACCACACAUAAACCCCAUAACCUUUUACAUUCAAAGAUAAUACAAACACAUACAGCUAAUACUUCAUAAACAUGUUCAGGUCUUUAGCUACUACCAGGUUGUGAUUGUCAAUAUGUACUAUCUUUUCAAGCUGUGUCCCGCGUGCAUAUAAAAAAAUAAAUAUGACUAAUUAAUAAGACAACAUUCCAAAGAUAGACUUUAAUUUUGGAUUUAAUAGUUUGUGUCUUUGUUCAAACUAUGACAAAUAAUUAAAUACUGGCCAGGUUUCUAUUUCAUUAAGUGUAUACCCUCUGUAGAUUUAUACUGUGCUUCAAAUAAAAAAAAACAGAAGAACUGGCAGUCUUGUGUAUGCUUACCAUUUCACUGAUCACAUACUAUGUAGCUAAUUUAAUGGCCAAUCAUAACAAAUCUACAAAACAAAACAAAUGUUUGAAAUAAAAAUUAACUAGCAUUACAAAAAAAUUAAUUAAUCCAUCUCAAGACAUAUUUUGUAAAUCAAUUUUUCACCUAUUUAAAUAGACUCAUAACUUAUAAAAUGUAUCUGACCUAUUUCUAAUAGUUUCUACAUUAGGAAGGCUUGCUAAAAGUUCAACAGAUACUGUUACAUUAAAAAAUAAAAAAAAGGUAUGCAUUGCUUACAAUCUUAAUUCCAUAAUGCAAUUAAAAGGAAAAAAAAAUUCCUUGAAUCAAAAUAACACACCCCUGGAAGCCAUUAUGUAAAUUUCUCAACAAAAAUGCUGGAAUUAUAUGACAAGCUAAUUUCAAUACUAUUGGUGAUUUUCUUUAGAACAAUGAGGUAAUAACACAAGUCUUUAGUAGUCAAUAGCAAUAAAUAUGGUAAACGUCAAUGUGAAUAACACAAAUUUUUAUGCUUUUAUUGAGCCAAGGCAAAACUAGAAACACAAGAAGGCACACAUCAUCAUGUUUGAAAACUAAGUACUUCAAUUAUCUUUCAGCCAACAUGUUUUGUUUUCAUCUCAUUUACACAACUUGACCAAAUGGAUGGAGCUACACGCCAUAUGCUAUAGGAUCACUUGCAUAGCAAAUGAGAAAACAAUUGAAUAAACCGCUUAUAUGUGAGUGUGUUUGGGGGGGGGGGGGGGGAGAAAGGGUAUUGAUAAUAUCAUCCGAAUUAUUAUUUUGAUUAAGAUUUUGUGCACUGGUUAACUAGCACAGACCUCAGCAAGGGAUACAAAAAAAACUAUGCCACAUAGAUUUUCUAAUAAUGAAACAGAGCUCGUUAUUUUAUAUGACAACAAACUAGAAAAUGUUACAGCAACUUUCACAUGGUGAACAAUGUGAUUGAACAACAUGGUUGAUGAAAAUGUUCAUUUAAUAACAAUUAUGAUAUAGCAACCACAGGGAACUGAAACAUGAAAAAUAAAUGGAACAUUAUAAAUAAUUAAAAAAAAAAAACAAAG